AAAAAAUGGCGGCCUCCAUACAAUCAUUCGGUUCUGGAAAAAAACACCUGUUUGACAACAAUUAUUGUCCAAAAAACUAAUGUCAGUCAAAGAGAACAUGAGGAAUUAUUCUUUAUAUCGGUUUCCUUUACUUAUCAGUAAUGUCAUAGUGGUUUUCAAUUGAAAUAAUGCUCUAUUUUACGAAAUUCCCCUUCGUCCAAAAUUUCCCUAUCCGAAAUCGUUUACUCGAGUACUGUAAAACCAGAUGUUUCAUCCUUUUGUGUUUUUAUUUAUUUAUUUUAAUCGAAAUUGAUAAGACACCACCCGAUAGCUUGUACGGUAUGGGAUGGGUCGCUUUCCCCGUGCGGACUUGCUCACACGACCGGAGGACGCCGACUUUCGGUGAAUAGCUAGUUGCAAUAAUCCAACUCCCAGCUAUAUUGACCCUCCGGGUCGCUGAGCUGUAUGAAUGUACUCAUAAAAUCUCAGAGCAUACAAGAAGAACUAGGUGAAUAGCAUACUAUGACGUCGGACGAAAAUGGCAGAUGACCAAAACAUGAUAUUGGAGGCAGGAUAAAACUGUUCUUGAUGUAUUAUAACUAGAUCAUGUCAGAGACUACACAGACUGUUACAGAUACAGCAGCCGCCGAUCGGUUUAGAAGACACCUGAGUACCACCAUGAGUCAGGUGUCUGACUGGAGCCAUCAGGUCUUGGCUCAGCAUGGGCAAGAGCUGAUAGCUGCGCUUCCCACCUUAGGGAGACCUCACAGAUCUGUGACACCCGCACGUCCAAGGAGGGCCCCGAUCCGCCGACAACCCACAGGUGACAGACGUAGAUCCACCAUUUUGAGAUUCAAAGCUUGUGCGCUUGACCACCCGCUCUACACAUCAACAGCAGCAGUGAAUCACACAGAGUUGAUGUCCAAAGGUCUGGGUAGGCGACCAGACACCACCUUCACUCUUCCGACUAGUGGGACACAGUCUGACCUGAGAAACAAGAUAAUUGAGUUGUAUCCUAUUCUCCACACUAUACCUUUUGAGUUGACGGUGGGUCAGGCAAGAUGCAAGUUGGAGUUGAUUCAGAGGGAAAAGUCUCUUCAACAGCUUAAAGAUGAUACCAAAUCAUGCGGCUUUGUUAGACUCUGGGUCCUACCAGACUACCACAUUGGUCCCCAGAUAACUGCUCCUACACCAGCCGCCUCAAUGCCAGCCGUCAGGACCAUGCCAGCCAUCCCAUCAACGCCAGCCAUCCUGACUACACAAGCCAUCCCGUCAAUGCCUACCAUUACUUCUACGCCAGCCAUCUCAUCAACGCCAGCCGUCACCACUAUGUUAGCCAUCCCAUCAACGCCAGCUGUCACACUUACGCCAGCCAUCCCGUCAACGUCAGCGGUCACCACUACGGCAGCCAUCCCGUCAUCGCCAGCCGUCAGGACUACGCCAGCCAUCCCGUCGUCGCCAGCCGUCAGGACUACGCCAGCUGUCAGGACUAUGCCAGCUCUCCCGUCAACGCCAGCCGUUACGACUACGCCAGCCAUCCUGUCAACGCCAGCCGUCAGGACUACGCCAGCCAUCCUGUCAACGCCAGCCGUCAGGACUACGCCAGCCAUCCCGUCAUCGCCAGCCGUCAGGACUACGCCAGCCGUCAGGACUACGCCAGCUGUCAGGACUAUGCCAGCUCUCCCGUCAACGCCAGCCGUCAUGACUACGCCAGCCAUCCUGUCAACGCCAGCCAUCAGGACUACGCCAGCUGUUGAGAUUGACAACGAUUUCCAGAUUGACAUUCCAGAAAUUCAGAGUGAUUCCCUAUAUGAGCCAGCUGGGACACCCACAGUUCUCUUUCGACGUCAACAGACUUUCCUUGACAUAGCCAGAGACAUUGACCAGCCUGCUGACCAGACAACCAACCAGUCAUCAGCCGUUCUGAAUGAGUACAUCCCUGCGGUUCAAACAGCACAACCCAUUCCACCAAGCCGUAUAACAGAUACUGCCAGAGAGCAGCUCAAACAACAAGCGAGCAUGUGCAUCACUGGUCCCAUUACAGAUCCUUUGCUCCUGGAGGUGAGACGUAACCACGUCAUGAAAGACGCCCUAGGCACCUUACGGUACUCACAGAGUGACCUCAGCAGCAAACUGCAGAUCAAGUUCAUUGGUGAGGCCGGUGUUGAUCUCGGUGGUCUCCGUCGCGAGUUCUUCUCCCUCCUUGCAUACCAGUUCAGCCAUUCAGCGCUUACAUCAGGUUCUCCCGGGCGCCUCACAUUAAGAAAGAACUUUGUGGAGCGUGAGAAGAACACCUUCUUCUACCUUGGUCAGCUUGUGGCUCUCUCCAUUCUUCAAGAUGGUCCAGGUCUGCCAGUGUUUGCCGACUGUGUGGUCAACAAGAUACUCAACAUCACAAAUGGUGUCAAUCCAAAUGACCUCAAUCCAGACUUGGUGAAAACACUUGAAGAGGUAGUUUUCAAAGAGUAA
Molecule: messenger RNA, 2448 nt
Organism: Dreissena polymorpha
Lineage: Eukaryota; Metazoa; Mollusca; Bivalvia; Myida; Dreissenidae
Product: mucin-17-like
Exons: 8
Coding region: 586-2448 (620 amino acids)
Molecular function (GO): ubiquitin-protein transferase activity
Source: RefSeq, a predicted model, not a curated record